Messenger RNA from Fusarium redolens, 4281 nucleotides. RefSeq names its product heme peroxidase-domain-containing protein. The record is from RefSeq and is a predicted model, not a curated record. Gene Ontology annotation, biological process: response to oxidative stress. Gene Ontology annotation, molecular function: peroxidase activity; heme binding. The coding region runs from base 1 to 4281 and encodes 1426 amino acids. The transcript is spliced from 7 exons. Lineage: Eukaryota; Fungi; Ascomycota; Sordariomycetes; Hypocreales; Nectriaceae.
AUGAAUGGCCACUCUCAGCCCUCACAUGAGCCUGUAAUGAGCAAGCAAGAUGAGGAUCUGAUGCAGCUCACGUUGCAACUCAGAAACAAGAAAGAAGCUGAGAAGUAUGCCAAGUUUCACGGCGACAAACUCAUUGGAAACCCGAUUGUUCCCAAGGUUGGCUUAUGGGAAGAUGUCAAAUCUGUGUUCUCCAAGUCUAGCAACUGGCCUGCUUUAAAGAGAACGGCAGAUGGUUUCAUUAAAGGCACUGGACUUGAUGGACAAAGUCUGGCGACGAUCGCUGGCAGUCUUUCUGACUACAGCGUCCAACGCCAGAAGCUCAUCAACGACCAAGUCAAGGACAAGUACGACAAGAUGCUGCACCCACCUUUGACGUAUCUUGGUGAUGCAUUCCAGUAUCGAACUGCUGAUGGCAAGUUCAACAGCUCCAUCAAUCCCCAUCUCGGCCAAGCUGGUGCUCCAUACGCCAAGACCGUCCCAUCAAAGACAGCGCCGUUGGGAGCUCUCCCUGAUCCUUCUGAUCUCUUUGACAAGCUUAUGGCACGAGAAGAAGGUGGCCGAGAGAGCCAGUCUGGACUGUCUGCAAUGCUCAUCUAUCACGCCACCAUCAUUAUCCAUGACAUCUUCAGGACUAACGACAACGACAAGAAUAUCUCUGAUAGCUCGUCUUACCUCGACUUGUCUCCACUCUAUGGAUAUACCACCGAGAUGCAACGUAAAGUCCGAGAUGACAAGUACAAGCUUGGUCUUUUGAAGCCUGAUACGUUUGCUGAGGAUCGUCUACUUCGGCAGCCACCUGGCGUCUGCAUCAUGCUCGUUAUGUACAACCGAUACCAUAACUACGCUGCAAGACAACUUCUUCGAAUCAACGAGAAUGGCCGCUUUAGAGUUCCCGUCAUGUACGAGAAGACCAAACUUGUCUCUCUGAUCAUGGAGCAUCUUCCUGAGAAGGACCAGUACGGCCAGAAGCUGCCAUUGGACGAAAAGGUUCAGAAGAUGUGCAAGCAAUACGAAGAUCUCUGGAGACAGGUCCGCGCAGCGAGGCCUGGCGAUGCACCAUACGCUCCUCCGAAGACGCCUAACGAGACUGAUAAAGAGAAGGAGUCUCGAGAGAAAGCUGAGAAGGCUCGUCACGACGCUCUGGAGGAAAUUGAGAAGUUCAACAAGUCGAAGCUGAACCAAGACUUGGAAGACUUGGCCAACGAUCUCAAGCUUCUCCUCAAGAAGAAGACGCUGAAGCUCAAGGAGCACGAUCAUCAAGCUGCCAAGGACUUUGAAGCUGCAUGCGACGAGUUCAAGGAUGCCUGGGAAGCUGCCUGGAACAAGCAAGACGAUGAUCUCUUCAACACCGCUCGACUCAUUACCUGCGGCAUGUACAUCCAGAUCUCAGUCCACGACUACUUGAGAGCUUUGAUGGGCUUCCACCAAUUCAACACCAACUUCACUCUUGAUCCUCGCGCCGACUUUGAUCAGAAGAAGACGAGCCGUGGUAUCGGCAACCAAGUCACGGUCGAGUUCAAUCUUCUCUACCGCUUCCACUGUGCCAUCUCCCGCAAGGACGAAGCAUACACUGAAGACUUUAUGAAGAAGGUGUUGCAUUUCAGAGACCCAAGCAAUACAUCUCUUCCCGAAUUUCUUGGAACAAUGGCUGCUGUCAAGCAGAAGGCUGCGGAGGACCACAAGUAUGGUAAGAGGGAGCCUGAGCCAUGGGAGGUCACCUUUGGUAUCCCUGAUGAAGACACAGCACCUGCAAAUGGGUCUGGGUCAUCUGGCAAUACUUCAGACAGUGGUAUAGCUUUCAGCGGUGAUACUUCCAACAUCGGCCCAGAAAAGGUCACCAAGUCCAAGCAUUUCACUCGCAACGCCAUCACCAACCUUUUCGACGAUAAUCAGAUGCUCGAGGAGCUUACUUCAGCCAUGGAUGACCCUAUCUCCAACUUUGGUCCCCGCAACGUUCCCAAGUGCCUCAAACCUGUUGAGAUCAUGGGCAUUCUUCAGGCUCGUCGUUGGGAGUGCGGAACUUUGAAUGACUUCAGAGACUUCUUUGGCCUGCCCAGACAUCAGUCGUUUGAGAGCGUUACAAAGAAUGUAGAGAUCCAGAAUGCACUCCGAGAUCUUUACGAGCAUCCUGACAAGAUUGAGCUGUAUCCUGGUAUCUUCUGUGAGUCUGACGAGUACAUGGGGCUGGACCCAGGUCCCAGCGAGUCAAGUUCUGCUCUCUGGUCUGCCAUCUUCUCGGAUGCCAUCACCCUUGUUCGAUCUGAUCGAUUCUACACUGUUGAUUGGAACACCAACUCUUUGACUUCUUGGGGCAUGAAAGAAGUCACUCCCAACAACGAGAUCUGCAAGAGUUCAGUCUUCCAUCGACUACUACAACGUGCCUUCCCAGGAUGGUUCCCCUCCAACACCAUCCGCUUCUUUCAUCCUUUCUACACCGCCAAGCAGAAUGCCAUCUACGCCGAGGCUCAAGGCUAUGGUGAUUGGUUCAAGGAGACAGUUGAUCACCCAAAGAUCGCCGUUGCUGCUCCAGUGCAGAAGCCCGAGAAGCCGUGGUACCUCAGCAAGUACGACGACAUCAAGAUCAUCUUGCAUGGGGAGAAGUCUAAGAACUUCACCAAUCCUGCAUAUUACUACAAGGCAAACCUUCCUCAAGUAGUCAGGGAUGUGUUGAACCCGGUGCCUGAGAAGAAGCCACCUACCUACUCAUCUGUGAUUGACGAUUAUGUCAAGGACGUGGACUCAGACUUGAAGAAGUAUCUUGAUCACGAGAUGAGAGAAAUCGUCAAGAGAGAGUCAAUUUCUAUGACCAAUUCGACGUUCCAGAUCGAUGCCACUCGAGACUUUGCCAUACCCGUUGUUACUCGAUAUGUCGCUGACUUCCUUGGCUUCGGCAACAAGCUCUUCAAGACUCCAACUGAGACCAAGGACACGUACAGCGAGAAUGAGAUUUAUCAGCAUAUCACAAACUGUCAAAUCUUCCUCUCAUACAACGCUGACGAGACCAAGUGGUUGCAGCGUCGUGAGGCUUUCAAGGCUUCUAUGAAGAAGCUCAUCGAACUGACCCAGAAGGGAACAAUCUGGGAGGCCGGACAAUGGGACAUCACAAGGGCAUUGUUUGGUAAGAAGGAGACAAAUGCUAUGCAUGACCUUGGAGUCUUUGUCGCGAAGCAGGUCUUGGCUUAUGAGAAGGAUCAGAGAAAAGCGGCUGCUAUUCUUCUCCUCAUCUGUCUUGACUUUGCAUAUAAUGCGGUCGUCUCAUUCACUGCUACCUUGGACGGCUACAUGAGGGAUCUUUAUGCAGCGGCUGACGGUCGUCCACAUCUCAUGCUCCUUCGUAAUGACGUCGGUCCACAAUGGAUCCAAGUCCAGAAGUGUGUCUUCAGUGAUAAACCAGACGCGGAUGAGCAGCUUGAGAAGAUGGUCCAGACAAUGGCUCGUAUCACCGUUCGGCAACCCAUUGUGCGAAAGGCUGUCGCGCAAGGCGAUUAUUCCUUUGCUGGUGUGAACAAAGGAAAGCCGGUUACCAUCAAGGAAGGCCAGGCUGUUAUCCUCGAUCUUGCCAAGGCUGGUGAGGAGCCAGGAGUUAAGGGCAAUCCAGAGAAGCAGCAGCUCUUGAUGUCCCAGCUCAGCAUCGCCGACAAGUUCGGAGUCUUUGCACCUCGACGCGUUGCCACGAUCUCUUUAACCUCAAUGAUCAAGUUCGUCGCUCAGAUGAAGAAUCCUCGUCGUGGUCAUGAUGCACAAGGCAAGCUCAAGAAGAUCAACCUUGACUCUACUCCCGAGGGCUACGCCAACUACAUGGCGCCUGGACGAGUCAGUUGGAUCGAACAACAAGUCAAGAAGCUGGAUGACCAUGACGAAGCAGACGAGAUCUUUACCGAUGAUAUCCUGCGACCCCAGACUGAUACAUAUCUUACCCCAACUUGGGAUGAGUUUGUUCCCUUCCCCAUGACGUGGAAGAUUCGCUUCGAUGGAUUCGGUGAAUCAGACUACAAAGUUGGCACCAAUGACUACGGUAGAGUCAAGACAACUCCUACUCUGCCUGAUUUCUGCCCUCCGUGGUAUCAGCCUCAAGGUCCAAGUACUGAGGGAGGUGCUUUUGCUUCCGUUGUCUGCGUUUGUGCUGAUGAUGGAGCUGCGGACGGCAAGGUUGAUGAGAAGGGCGAGAAGGUUCACAAGAAGCAUUGUCCUUGCGUCGGGGGCUCCAAGAAGAAGUCUAAACUGAAGACAGCUCAGCUUUCGACUGGCUGUGGAUUGAGCGAUAACUGUGUGCAUAAGUAG